AAAUGAAAAUCAAAUAUCAACCUCUUUAGUUGUCAUCUGUCAUUUAAGUAAUAGUUUCAUUCCAAAAUGAAGAUCGGACUUUGUGCUUACAGCGGGUACAAAAUUUACCCCGGACAUGGCAAAACAAUGGUUAAAGUUGAUGGAAAGACCUUCACUUUCCUCAACUCAAAAUGUGAAAGGGCACACUUGAUGAAAAGGAACCCCCGUAAAGUAACGUGGACCGUCUUGUACAGACGUAAACACAAGAAAGGUCAGGAGGAAGAAGCUACCAAAAAACGUACCAGAAGAACACAGAAAUUCCAAAGGGCUAUUGUAGGAGCUUCUUUAAAUGAUAUCAUGGCCAAGAGAAAUCAAAGGCCAGAAGUAAGAAAGGCACAGAGAGAACAAGCCAUUCGUGCUGCUAAAGAACAGAAAAAGAGCACAAAGACCGCCAAGAAGGCUACAGCCCCUGCCAAGGCCAAACCAGCUCCUAAACAAAAAGUAAGCAAGAAUUUACCCAAAGCUGCACCUAGAGUAGGAGGAAAACGUUAAUAUUAUGUAAACGUUAUUUAAUAAAAUAAGUUUUUUUCCAUCUAAA
Molecule: messenger RNA, 577 nt
Organism: Diabrotica balteata
Lineage: Eukaryota; Metazoa; Arthropoda; Insecta; Coleoptera; Chrysomelidae
Source: the annotation of a GenBank genome assembly